This is a messenger RNA of Phacochoerus africanus (Common warthog), 3719 nucleotides long. RefSeq names its product solute carrier family 31 member 1 (gene SLC31A1). Bases 188 to 757 code for a protein of 189 amino acids. The record is from RefSeq and is a predicted model, not a curated record. NCBI's taxonomy places the organism in Eukaryota, Metazoa, Chordata, Mammalia, Artiodactyla, Suidae. Gene Ontology annotation, biological process: copper ion transmembrane transport. Gene Ontology annotation, molecular function: copper ion transmembrane transporter activity. The transcript has 5 exons. Gene Ontology annotation, cellular component: membrane.
GGUAGGGGCGGGAUAAGGGCGGGAAUCGGCACUUAAGUGGAGGUCUUGUACACGUCGAGCCGUCAGAAGUGCAGGGGUCUUCUGAAGAGUCGUGACAGAGCAGCGGAUCGAGGCUCUGAGAGGGAAGCGUCGGUGGCGGCACUCGAUCUGGGGAGAAUCUUCUGCUGACUCAACUUUUCCUGGAAAAAUGGACCAUUCCGCCCACAUGGGGAUGAGCACCCACAUGGGGAUGAGCGAUAUGAACCACAGUACUACCAUGUCACCUUCUCAUCAUCACCCAACCUCUUCAGGCUCCCAUGAGUCCAUGAUGAUGCCUAUGACCUUCUACUUUGGCUUUAAGAAGGUGGAAGUAUUGUUUGCUGGUUUGGUGAUUAAUACAGCUGGAGAAAUGGCUGGAGCUUUUGUGGCGGUGUUUUUACUGGCCAUGUUCUAUGAAGGACUCAAGAUAGCCCGAGAGAGCCUCCUGCGCAAAUCACAAGUCAGCAUUCGGUACAAUUCCAUGCCUGUCCCUGGACCAAAUGGAACUAUCCUUAUGGAGACACACAAAACAGUUGGGCAGCAGAUGCUGAGUUUUCCUCACCUCCUGCAGACAGUGCUGCAUAUCAUCCAGGUGGUCAUCAGCUACUUCCUCAUGCUCAUCUUCAUGACCUACAACGGGUACCUGUGCAUCGCGGUAGCCGCAGGGGCCGGCACAGGGUACUUUCUCUUCAGCUGGAAGAAGGCAGUGGUCGUGGACAUCACAGAGCAUUGCCAUUAACCUCAGACUCCAUGGUGUGGCCUUAUCACUGCUGUGGGAAACAGUUCCAGACUGGAAGACAAGAUUCCUCCACCAGUCUUCGCCUCCUUGUCUCCUUACACUACACCACACUACACCACACACAUACACACACCCCUGCUCGACAGAGGGGUAGCUCUGAGCUAAAAUGGUUUCCUAAUGAGCUGAGUUUCCCAUUUCUCUUCAGGUGAAGCCACCCAUGAGAUGUCCUCUGCUCCCCCAUCAUCUUAGAUCCAAAUUACAUGUUCUUAUCUAACCCAGGUAGCUUUUUAUUUGAUGGCUUGGUCACCUGCUUCCUUUUUUAAUCUGUGUUCUUUUUUUUUUGACAGACAACAUGUGAAUUGGGGUUUUUCCCGGGUCAGUGAUAGAAAGAGAUGAACUUUAGCCAGGAUUGAUGGCAGGUGAGGAAAAUUCUUGCCCAGCUAAACCCAGAACCCAGAUUUCACAUUAAGAGAUAGAUAUGUUCCAGGUCUUUGGACUCAAUGACUGGGAGAUUGUGCCUUUCCCUAGGUGUGACAUGUUGCACUGAACUGAAAUCUUUGUAGCAGGCAGAGAGGUGGUUUGAGGCUCUAUACAUACAGAACCUGAGCUUGCAAGAGUGUGAAUUCUUGGGUGGCUGACACAUCAGCUUGUGUUCCUACAUUCUGAUUAGACAGAAUUAACUAUUUGUCAUUUUUUAAAAAUGACAAUCUAAUCAAUCAGUAAUGAUUUGGUACCUUCUUUUGUCACAGCUGGAUGAAACAAGCAUUUAAACAUUUUCUCCCAUUAUUUUUUUCAUGUGUAUGCCGCUAAACCAGUGGUUUUCAAACUUUAGCAUGCAUCAAAAUCUCCAAGCCUGGAGAGCUUGUUAAAACCCUGGUUGACGGGCCUCAACCCAGAGCCCCCAAGUUGGCAUUAACAAGUUCCCAGGUGAUGCUCCUGCUGAUGGUCAGAGGACCAUUCUUUGAGAAUCUCUGCUUUAAAUAAACUAAGGGAGUAUCAUGUGGUGGCUAAGCUAUCUGGUACUGGGCCUGGAACUCGACUUGCUAUCAGUAGAUGGUGUAUCUGGGCUUAACUCAUAGAAUAAAUGCUGCUGAAUACUCAAUCAUUCCACAAACAUUUAUUCAGCCCCAUUGGGUUUAUAUGUGCCCAGGCACACAAAGGGCUGUGGCCAAAGUAAUUUUAUUAGCAUAUGUGAAAUCUUUUUAAAGAACUGUAAUUUCGUGGGAAUAGCUUGAGGGUUGAGAAAGACCUUUGAUCUGCAGUGUAAAUCCACCAGGAAUAGGUUAGAAGGGCAAAGCCCAGCCCUGUCUUGGGAGAGGCUUAGGGUAUGGUGGACUGAUGGCCAGAUUUUCCUUGGCCCCAACAUCCAGGCCCUCACCAGGCAGAUGCUCAUUUUCUGCAUGACUGUCUUUGUUUUGGGGGCUUAAUUAGGUCACAAGUGGCCAAAAAUACUUUCCUCCAUGAAGAAUCACAUUGGAUUUUUAUUCUGUUCAGUUGUUAGUCUACACUGCAGUCUCAUUCCUAGGCCAACCUACCUCUGUAAAGUGACUUUUCUUGUGCUAGUUUAUUAAAUCUUGCCCUCCUUGGUGCUAGACUCCAAUUGUGCCUCGGGGCAGGAGAAACAAAACAGAGGUAUCUCGUUAGGCCUCUGUUGUGGUUUUGAAGUUUGUACUCUUUCUGUUGGUGCCAGUUAAAUAUUGGAGGGCAGGAAAUGUGUACUUCCCUGGCUUUGAACCAAGAGAGGGUUGUAAGAUUACUAGAUCGAGGUUAAAAUCAAUCAACAUAAGAAUCUAGAGUUUUAUGCUUUCCUCUCAUUCCAUCCCUUGCAGUGCUGCUCUUCAGCAUAAGCACAGUGAACGCAGGUACUGACAGAAUCCAACCUUAAGGUACAAAGAGCCUGUUAGUUCUCACCAAGGAAUAAUAAAACCCCGAGAAAUAAGAAAACAAUGUUCAGUAGUGACCCUGGUACUCUCCAGAAAUCUUGACAUGCUCUGCUACAAAAUACUUUCAGGAACAGUAAGAAAAAUCAAGGCCAGUUAAGACAAUGCUGUGAAUUUCGUACUCUGAGAAACAGCAGUUUGGGGAUAGGUCUCCAGGUACUCAAGUUAGUCUCAUGAAAAACCUGAACUCCAGCGAUCUUAGGCUAGGUUGCCAAAGGAAGAAACUAAUGAAGGGAAAACUAGACUAAAGCUUAUAUUCCUUUUUUUUUUUUCCCCUGAGCUCUUGGAUUGUGAUAAUCUUGUUUACUUUCAUUUCUGCAUCCCUUUUUGGUAGAAUUUAGUGCCUGACUUCUUCCUUUUGGAUCCAGAUUUCUCUUCAUUUUCACAUCUGCUAGGAGCUUGUAUCCCCAUGUCUUUGCACCUUAUUCUGCUCUUUCAGUUUCUUAUCCCAUAUAUCUAGUUGAUUAAAUCUCCCUAGCCUUCGUGAUACAGUGAGCAAUGCUAUAGAUAGUGGAUUUGGAUAGAAAUACCAACCAGAAGUGGUAAAACUGAUGGAGACCUUAAGCACACUUCAAAGGGGCAGUUAGUUUUCCUGCUGUAAUUUCUGUGAAGCUGGGAAAGGGCUACCUGGUACUAUCCAUCAAGUUAUAGAAUCUUAGGUGCCAUAUCCAACCUAUGUUGGAGGGACACUCAGCUCCACAUUGCCCACAAACAGAAUCCUCCUGGUUUCUUUACUUUCAGCCCAUGGGUUCUAGCCACAGGGCUUCAUAUAGAAACUGGAAGGGGGGGUGGCUGGGAGUAUAUCUUCAUGUCAUUUAGUGUUAAUCCUGCCUCUCCGGCUUCUUUCAAAAGACACAUCUAAAGAUACAAAAGUCUGCAUUUGAUAAUGCCUUAAUCACUGGGUCUCCAAUUAAUGUUGACUGUUUCAGAUUGUAAGCUCCUGGAGAGCAGUAUUGGUGUAGUAGGAAUGUUUUAACCCGUGUCAUGUGCAAAAGAACAAGUAAAAUAUUUUGAUUUUGUGA